Cyprinodon tularosa is the source of this 5097-nucleotide messenger RNA. RefSeq names its product tetratricopeptide repeat domain 37 (gene skic3). The transcript is spliced from 41 exons. NCBI's taxonomy places the organism in Eukaryota, Metazoa, Chordata, Actinopteri, Cyprinodontiformes, Cyprinodontidae. The record is from RefSeq and is a predicted model, not a curated record. Gene Ontology annotation, cellular component: Ski complex. Gene Ontology annotation, molecular function: protein binding. Bases 88 to 4800 code for a protein of 1570 amino acids.
CUACAAGCUACUACUUCCGGUUCCAUUCAAGCAACAGCUUUAAUCAGUUCUCUAAUAACACUCUGGCUCUAAUGGUGAAUGUAAACUAUGUCCAACAAAGAAGUGAAAGCCGCACUGAAAAGUGCCAGAGAAGCCAUUAACAAUAAAGAGUUCAAAGAGGUCUUAAAGCACUGCAAGGCUGUUCUGAAACUUGAAAAGAAUAAUUACAAUGCCUGGGUGUUCAUCGGCAAGGCAGCCAGCGAGCUGGAACAACCCGAUCAGUCCCAAGCAGCUUAUAAAAAGGCAGUGGAGCUGGAGCCUGAGCAGCUGCUGGCCUGGCAGGGAUUGGCAAAUCUUUAUGAAAACACUGAUCAGUGGGAUUUCAAAGAUGAACUGCCUAAUGUCUACCAGAAGCUUGUGGAGCUUUAUGCAAGGACGGAUAAGAAUAAAAGCUAUGACAUGAUCAAAAAGCUGUCAGAUAUUUAUCUGUCCGACAGGGAGUAUUUGAAGCUGGCUAAGGUUUGGCUCCAGCUCGUCCAACUGAAGGAGGAAGACGGCGCGGAAAAGAAGGAGUUAGUUCAGUUAUUGCAAACAAUGACCCAGCUCCUGUCUGACUGCGUCACUGAGAAUGAGAAGCAGGAUAACGAGACUCAGCAACACUUGAUAACGGCGUUUGAGAAAGCCAUGACUCUCACUGAACCGAUGCCUGGAGAGGAGCACAGGAAGCUCUCGGCUGAUUUUAUUAAAUAUCUCUCCAAACUACCACAUGAGGAAGGCAAAAUGAAAGAGGCGUGUCGCUCCAUGUUGUCUGUGUAUCCGAACCAAAGCUAUCCUCUCGAGGUCCUUUGCAGUCAUUUUCUCAAAACAAGUAACGUGGAUGAUGAUGCAGUCAGCUGUUUCUCCAGACUCCUGGAACUGGUACCUAACAGUGGAUUGGGUCACUUGGGUCUGGGUACCAAGGCUCUGCUGGAGGGGAGGUAUAAAGAAGCUGUAGAUGACCUGGCAAAGGGAUUAAAGAAAACAAGCUCUGCAGGUGGAUGGUACAGUCUGGCUGAGGCUCAGUUUAAAAUACAUAGAUACUCCGACAGCGCUGCAUCAAGCUCACAAGGCUUAAAUGUUUGUACUUCUGAUGACAAGAAGCUAAGAGACAAACUCCUUCGACUGAAGCUGGAGGCUUUAGUGAGAACUGAAGGAGAGCUGGCUGCCGAUCAGGCUCUGGAAACAUUUUCCCAGAUUCCAGAGGCUGUAAAGGAUCCGGUUCUGUUAGCCCUGAAAGGACGAGCGCACCUGAACAAAGGACAGCUUGAUCAAACACUCAAGCUGUUGUCGGAGCUGGAAGCGUCCAACCCCAGCCUGCCCCAGGGACUGACUCUGAGAGGACUGGCACAUUUGGCUGAGGGUCAGCUCCAGUUGGCAGAGCAGAGCUUCUUACAGGCAGCAAAGCAGACCCCAGACAGCGGGGAAUGUUUUUUCCUCCUUGGAAAACUUUACUGGGAUAUGGGCUCAGAAACUCGUAAAGACCGCAGCAAAACACACACACACCUGUUAAAGGCAGCAAAGUUAGAUCCACAUCUUGGCUGUGCGUUUCGCUACCUGGGUCAUUAUUACCGAGAGGUGGCAAAUGAUAGUGCUCGUGCACAAGGGUGCUACAGGAAGGCAUUCCAGUUAAACAGUGAUGAUGCUGAGUCUGGAGCUGCUUCAGUGGAUCUUAGUAUGGGACAGGGAGAUAUGGAGAGUGCAUUGGCGACGCUUGAGUCUGUGAUAGAGAAAGCAACUCCAGGCUCAGCUAAGUGGGCCUGGAUGAGACGAGGUCUGUACCACCUGAAGGUUGGAGAACACCAACAGGCCAUAUCUGAUCUGCAGGCUGCUUUGAGGGCAGAUCCUGAGGACUGGGUUUGCUGGGAAUGUUUGGGCGAGGCCUACCUGAACAGGCGGAGCUUCACAGCAGCUCUGAAGUCCUUCGGCAAAGCACAUCAGCUUCACCCCGGCUCCAUCUACAGCGUUUACCAGGCAGCUGCCAUCAAACAGACUCUGGGGAAGUUCAAAGAGGCGGUGGAUGAGUAUUUGCAAAUCACAACGCAGCAGGACUACGUCCCUGCUCUUAAAGGUCUUGGGGAGUGCCAGUUGUCUUUGGCAAAGAGUUUAAUGGAAGACUGCAGAGACGGAGGAGCGAUCAACCUCAUUCAACAAGCCAUACACAACCUCUACAGAGCGGUUCAGCUGCGGCCAGACCUGUCUUGUUUGUGGAAGCUGCUCGGUGACGCCUGCACCGCAGUUAGAGUUGUUUCGCCCAACAGGGCUCAGGUUGAGGUGCCAACCUUACUGACUGGAUUUGACUCCAGCAAACAGGAUCACAGGCUGAACCAAACUGAGACACUCAAAGCUGGAGAAAGGUGUUACGCUCAUGCUUUGAAGUUGAUGCCUGAGGUCGCCAGCCUUUGGUAUGACUUAGGGUUCAACUAUUACCACCAGGCCACUAUCUCCCCUUCAGAUCAACACCAAGACUGCCCCCCUUUGAACCUGCAGAAGGCCCAGCAGUGCUUGAAAAAAGCUAUCCAAAUGGACAGUGAGAACCAUACCUACUGGAAUGCCUUGGGAGUGAUUUCCAUGAGCAAAGGUCUGGAGAGCUACGGUUUGGCACAACAUUGCUUCAUUAAGUCCAUCCAAGUUGAGCCAAAUAAUGUUGUCGCGUGGACGAACCUCGGUACGUUGUAUUUAAAAAAGGACAAUAUAGAGCUUGCACAUGAAGCCUUCAAAAUCGCCCAGUCUUUGGAGCCACUGUAUGUCAACUGCUGGAUUGGACAGGCGCUGAUCGCAGAGCGCGUGGGAAGCUACGACACCAUGGAUCUUUUCAGGCACACCACUGAACUCUGCACACACAUGGAAGGAGUCAAAGGUUAUGCCUACUGGGUUUGUUCCACCCUUUUGGAUAAGACUAACAGAGACAGUGAGCUGUACCGCUACAACAUCGUCCAAAUGAAUGCCGUCUCUGCUGCUCAUGUCGCGCUCUGCAAGUACACAGAAAGAAUCCAGUCUGAUCCAGAUGCUUUUAUUAUGCUGGGUUACCUUAAUGAACACCUCCAGCUGAAGAGGCAGGCCUUACAGGCUUACCGGAGAGCUGUUGAACUGCUUAAGUCCACAUCCUCUUCAGAUCUGUUGGUCUUUUCACUCGGCGGAUACGCCCGUGCUUUAUGCAAUUCAGGCCAAUGGGAGGAAGCAGUGCAGGUUUUUAAUUCCACUCCACUUCAGGAUCUAACUGAGCUGGUAGGGCUUGCUCUGGCCUACUGCAGGGCGGGACUCUUCGCAGAGAGCAUUAGCGCAUAUGAGCGUGCCUUAGCUGUGACGUCCAAUGAGAAGGAGAAGGCUUAUAUUUUGACUGCUCUGGCUUUGCUGCAGCACCGAAUGGGCAACCUGGACUCUGCCAAAACUCUGCUUUUUAAAUGUUCCGUCUUAAAGGAGCCCAUCUCAGAGUCUCUGCUUUGUUUAUGUGCUCUGGGAUUGGUCCACAGUGAUGCUACACUAGCCGCUGCCGCCCUGACUGAGCUGCUGAAGCAAGGUUCAGCAUCAGGGGGGGUUGUAGAGCAGCGGUGUCUGCUGACCUGCUCCUUGCUGGCCCUUCAGGGAAACUACAGCGCAGUGCAAAGAGAGGCCUCCAGAGCUGUGCACAGUAAUCCUGGGAAUGCAUCCCUGUGGGCUCUUUUGUCCAGAGUAAUACCGCAAUACUACCCUAGAAAGGCCCGGGGGGGUGCAGUGGCAGGUCACAUUGCCUGCCUCUUUAGUAUGACUCAAGGAAAGAGGGCACUGUUGUACAGUGGAGUAAACCAAGUGGCUUAUGGGAAACAUACUGGAGAGGAUCCUCACAGAAAUGCAUUUAAGACUCUGCAGAAAGCUGUUGUGCUCUGUCCUGAUGAUCCAGCAACAUGGGCGGGAUUAAUGGCAGCCUGUCACACUGAAAACACCGCCUGUUAUCUUUCUGGCUCUCCUCCUCACAGACAGUCACUGGAACACACUUUAAUGUCUGUGGUCUCUGAGAAAGUGCGUAACGUAGAGGAGAUGGAGCGCCCUUUGCCUCAGGCUCUGGAAGGCUGGGUGCUACAGCAGGCUGUGUUAGGUCUAAGGCAACAAGGGCAGCUGGAGCAGGCUGAGGCUCUCUGUAUGCAGGUCCUCAGUGUGUCACCAGAGCACCCAGCGGUGCUGCUGUCACUGACACAGGUUCAGUGUCAGCGCCUCCUCCUGACCGAAGGCGGUACUGUUCUUCCAGAACAGGUCCUGGAAAAGCUAAACAAAGCAGUUCUGAUGAACCCUACAAACCUUGGAGCGUGGCAUUGGCUGGCUGAGGUGUAUCGUAACCAGGGUCUGCUAGUCCAGGCCGUCAUGGCAUAUAGACAGAGUCUGCAGCUUGCCCUGCAGCUGGGGGCACAUAGCUUCCAGGUGGCUAGUCUGCUCCGACUGGCUCUGUUAGCCCUUGGACCGUGCAUGGCUGGAGUCCCUGGAAAUGACUGGAAGGAUCUUGUGAUGGAAGCCACUACAGAGGUUCUGAAGCUGGGCUCUUCUCCCAUGGCCCUCCUCUUCCAGGCUUUGCUCCAAUAUGUGAACAAGAUGACUGCAAGAGAAACAAGGCGUUUGCUGGAGAGACUCGUCUAUGUUUCCUCUGAUGACACCCCAGUGACAGUGGUGCAGGUUGCCAGUUGGUACCUUCUCAGACUCUUGCAUGCCAAAAAUGACCAGGAACUCAUCAAUGUUCUUUUGCAGCAUGCUAAAACGACUGGUAAUCAAAGACUGCUGGAGCUUCACUCACAGCUGACGUCGUCCUCAUCCUGAAUGUUGCGUCAGCGUCGUUUUGCAUGUGUUGGAAUAAGCAGGUUACCAGACUGCUAUACAACCACAGACAAUUCAGCUUCUCUCCAUGUUUCUCCAUGAUGCUACAGAAAAUAUGAAUGUAAGGCAUCACAGGGCAUAUCUUAAUAAUCAUUUUUAUUUUUAUCAUGUCAUUUUUAUUUCAUUUUAUUUUUCUUUUCAUUCUAAAUAUUAAAUCAGUUUUUCUUUCAUUAUAUCAUGACAAUAUUUCCAAACAUUAACAUCUUCAUCCAGCACUAAAUAAAGACAUUUUGCCCAUCA